AUGGAUGACGAUGUUAUCUCAAUAAACUCUGAUGACUCUGGGACCGAACCUCAAGUCAAUGAACGUCGCGCGAUCCUCGAGCCGGCUAUCCGGAACGUCGUCGAUGCGCUGGGAGGUUAUGAGGGAGGCGUGUAUCGAAUGGGAGACGAGGCGUUGGGCUGUUUGAAGGAUUUGAAGAAGUUUUGGCGCAAAGAUGAUACGGAUGACGACCGCACUGUCGCCCGUAUCCUGUGGUCCACGCGUGUCCUACCAAACGAUUUGGUCCCAAUUCUGCUCGAAACUGCCGGCAAGGGCCAUUUGGACGAUAAACGGGCCGUGGCCUGCGUCGACCUGAUCACCGCCAUGACCUGGCCGAUUGAUCUUGCGGAGGAGCUGAAGGAAUUGGACGACGAAGCCGACCGCCGUGCAGACUACACCGUACUCGUGCAACGCCACCUACACUACAAGGCCGCGCUUCUCAGGCCCGGCGUGCUGCAAGCCCUGUUCCAAGUCAUGAUCAUGCUCUUGACAAAGGAGAAGAAAGCUCGGGUAGAACGUGACGUUCAGAUCAUGAGCGUCAUCCUACAUCUCAUCCGCAACCUCGCCUUCAUCCGCGACAUACCCCCGAAUAUUCACGCAAGUGUCGAGCAGGCCGAGUUCUCUACUCUCCAGAAUAAGCUCGUCCGUACAUUGUCGGAAACGCACUUCUUCGAUAUGAUUCUCAUGCUUGCUUCGGGCGCUGGAUCGGAUACCAUGUAUAACGGGUGGAACACUCUGAUCCUGGAGAUAUUCUUUCUGCUGUUCCGUGGGAUCAAGCCGGACACACUCGUGCUCGAACAAACUUUGCAAUCGCAACGAAAUCUUCAGCAGCUGUUGAACAUCGAAGAGAAGCGUCGUCGGGACUUCAACCGUGGCGCACCGACUCGGCAUUCUCGGUUUGGCACAACCAUCUCCGUCACGCUCAACCCAAAGAAGCAAGUUCGGCCCCAGGCAGAAGGCGAGGAUGCGCCAGCUCCUGCCGGGGGUCCUUCGCGCAAUCUUGUCAUGCACCGGCAAAGUGCCAUCGGCAAGGACGUCGGCGUCAUGAUUGACAUGGGAAAGAAGGUGAAGAAGUCGAAGACCAAGGCCGAUGAGCUCUUUCGCGAGCAGCAUCUGUCAUUGGAGUCUCGCAAGAUUCUUCAAAGCUUCGCGCAAGGCUUCAUCGAGUCAUGUUUCAAUCCAUUCUUAACCUCUCUCUUGAAAGACAUCAAGUCGGAGCGGCCGAAGAUCACGGAGCGCGACAAUGUCAGACUACUUUUCGUCGCAAAGUGGUUCUUGGAGUUCUUUCUGGCCUGCCGUGCGCGGCAACUCCGGGAGGGUUUGUCGGCUGCCGAUGGUACGCUCUGGGACUUCGGCCUUGUGGGUACAGUUGUAGAGCGUUCCUGGAUUGUAUGGGUGCUUCGGCGUAUGGCCGGUGCUAUAGAGGAGAAGCCAAAGCUAUGGACGGAACUGCAGGCCGGGAUGGAGUGUUUGACCCAGCUACUUGGCCUGAUAGAGACGCUGGCGGGUGAGCGUGCAGACUCCGAGCUGCGUAGUGCGGCCGAACUCUUGCUCGGGCAACUCGUAUACAACGGCCAGGUCCUUGACGCCGCGUUCGACGGAUUGCGCACGUACAAAGAGGGGACCCAGUCACUCGCAUUCUUGAGUGCUGGCGUAAGCUUGGCGUAUUCACUCAUGCACAUGCUCGAGAAGUGGAAAAAGGUGCGCGGGGAUGGAACAUACGUCCGCAAACGCAAGGCCCGUAGGCGCCAACGCGCAAAAGGCGGCGAUGAUGGCGAUGGUGUCCCUGAAUACGAAGAUGUGAACGAGGCCGUUGAGGAGGAAACGGUCGAAGAAAGCAUUUUCACCUUCGAGGCCUUCGAGAUGAAAUUCGCGAACUCGGACGUUACACAUGCUCUUAUCACAUACCUCGCUCGCUACGCCGAGUUUCCGAAUGAUGACUGCAUGAAACGAGUCGUGAGCCUGAUGCACAGGCAGGCCGUCCGCGUGAAAGCGGAGGGCCUGUUCUUUCAGGUCUCAACGCUGGACCUCUUCCAGGAGAUUCUUUCCAAGAAGAAAGCCUUGCCGUCUACGCAACCGUACAAAGAUCUCGUCGCGCUCAUCACAUACAUCUCACGCCAGUUCUUUAAGACCGUUCAAGAAGAUUCGUUCGUACUCGUCGAAGCCUUCUUCCCAACGAACCGCGGUCGUUGGAAAAGGCAUUCGAGCUGGAUGCCCGAGGAGAAGGAGAAGGCCAGCAGUAAGGGUGCCGUCGACAGCCGGUUCCCGCAGGAUGUUAUCGUCAAGAAGGGCUACUCCUGGAGCGAGCAGGUCGCCAUUGCUAUGGCGGCGCUGCAAGAUGCUGACGAAGAGAACCUGAUUGAAUGGACGAAGGAUAUUCUUAGUGUCGUCAUCUCCCAGCGUACCAGGAUCAUUGAGGAGAUCGACGGUCCAAGAGAAGUGCCUCAAGAAGGCGAAGAUCUUGACGACAACGAGCUACGCGCCCGCUUGCUGAAGAAGGGUCCGUCUACCGACGCUGCUGCUCAGAUUACGGACUACCUCAUCCCGUAUAUCAACGAUGACCAGGCGCAAGCUGCGACGCGCAACCCGAACCUCAAACUGCUACUCAGGCUAGUGCACUGCUACAUACAGGAUGAGGACGCGGAUGAGCUGGACUGGUAUAUUCCAGCGGGUAUCUCGGUACCCGAACUUCAAACGGCGCUCAACGUCAUCACCCAAUUCCAGGAGAGCCCUCUUGAUCUCAAAGGUCAAAAGCCCUCCCAGCUCCUGCAGAAGAAGCGGCGACGGCGUGUCCGCGCACCUGCAGCAUCGGACGGCUCGGGUUCAGACAGCGACGCCGAUCUCCGCGCUGCACGUCGGAAGAAGCGCAAGAAAGAAGAGAAGGCAUAUAAGAGUGCCGAAUUUGUUGUUGACUCGGACGACGAUGCGGAUGAUGCGGAGUUCUUCGCGCGAGAGGCCGCACUCCGUGAGCGCACGGCGCGCAUCGCUGAGGAGAGUGGACACGCAAUGGCGAGCGGCACAAUGCGCAAAACCGGGACCAAAAAGCGUAAAGGACGCCCAAUACGCCAGGGUGCGCGCAAGCGUCACCGCGCAGGUGGCGGACUGCUGGACGGUAGUAGCGACGUUGAGGCCGAUCCGGCUGCCGCAGGGGUAGACGAUGAGCCGGUCAGUCUUGCGCCCGACGCGGACGCGAUAUUGAACGACAGCAGUGCUUCCGACGCCGAUUCGGAUAUGGCAGGUGGCACGCAGUCGCCGCCCCAGAAGCGGCCGCAGCCACGACCACGGCCUGUACAGCGCCGCGCGAGAGGCGCGGCCGCCUCCGAGCAAGGAUCAGGUGGAAUUGGCUCUGGCUAUGCCUCGGACGCAGAAGCAGGUGGUGAGGCUGCGGCUUCUGCUGUGUCGCCCAAAGAUGCAACGGUCUCUCCUGAGGGGGUUAAGGGGGGUGUAGACGAGGGCGGGGACGGGGACUCGGACGACGUUGCGCCCGUACGGCGGCGCGUCGUGCGCCGCGCGAUCAUCGACGAUGACGACGACGCAGACGAUUAG
Messenger RNA from Peniophora sp. CBMAI 1063, 3564 nucleotides. The record is from the annotation of a GenBank genome assembly. NCBI's taxonomy places the organism in Eukaryota, Fungi, Basidiomycota, Agaricomycetes, Russulales, Peniophoraceae.